GGCGGAGGGUAAUGGGAUGGGGGUCUCGCGGCAGCGCUGAAACUCCGGGUGGGCGUCCAUGGCGCUGCUCUGCUGACAGGGCUGAGAGCAGCCUGCCUUCCGCUUUCACCAGCUCCGCGUCCGAAUAACCGGUCUUUCCCCGGGGAGUCAGUUCCUCCUCGGGCCCCUGAGCCAUGCCCAUCGAGGCCGCCCCGGACGAGCCAGCUGACCAGUCAUUGACCUAAAGAUCUUUUCGAAAUUCUGAAGCCAUUCUCUGCUAAUCAGCUGUAUGACUGUUGGUAAAGUUGCUCACCAGUGUAAAUUAAUUAUUUGAAAGCAAUUGAACAAUGGAGCCAGACAUCAUUCGAAUGUACUCUUCAUCCCCACCACCACUAGACAAUGGAGCUGAGGAUGAUGAUGAUGAUGAAUUUGGGGAAUUUGGUGGGUUUUCCGAAGUUAGCCCUUCUGGUGUAGGGUUUGUUGAUUUUGAUACACCAGAUUAUACUCAUCCCAAGGAAGAGUUUGUACCUUCAAACCAUUUUAUGCCAAUUCAUGAUUUCUCAGAAAAUGUAGAUAGCCUUACAAGCUUUAAGUCCAUUAAAAAUGGUAAUAAUGAUAAGGACAUCACUGCUGAACUUUCUUCUUCUGUGAAAGGACAGUCUGAUAUUUUACUUUCUACCACCAGCAAAGAAAUAAUUUCAUCUAAAACUUUAGAUACUUCCAUUGAUGGCAUAGAAAGUCCAAGAGAUUUGAAUGAAAUAGUGGAACAGAGACAGAAUGUUGGAACACCUGAAAGUUUCUCUCCAGGAGAUUUUAGAACUGAUAUGAAUGUUGUUCAUCAAAACAAGCAGUUAGAGAGCUGCAAUGGUGAAAAGCCUCCUUGUCUGGAGAUUCUAACAAAUGGGUUUGCAGUAUUGGAAACUGUAAAUCCUCAGGGAACAGAUGAUCUGGACACUGUAGCUGAUUCAAAAGGACGAAAGCCUCUUAGCACUCACAGUACUGAGUAUAAUUUAGACUCUGCACCUAGUCCUGCAGAGGAAUUUGCAGAUUUUGCCACAUUUUCCAAAAAAGAAAGGAUACAACUAGAAGAAAUAGGAUGUGCAGUUUUAAAUGAUAGGGAAGCACUUACCAUUCAGGAAAACAAUAAAAUUAAUAGAGUCAAUGAACUGAAUUCUGUAAAAGAAGUGUCCUUGGAUAGAAGCAUUGACGAUAAAGGAGACACUGCUGGAGAGGAUCAGGUUUGUGUUUCAGAAAUAAGCAUGGUGAGUAAUGGAGCUUUCACCAGUGAAAAACAAAGCCUUCCAACAUUGCAACAGGAUGAAUUUUUAAAUUCAAGUGUUCAAUCAAAGGCUUGGAGUUUGGUAGACUCAGCUGAAAAUUCAGAAGCCAGUAGGAGAGAACAAUGUAAAACUGAGGAAAAACUUGAUUUAUUUACUUCUAAAUGUGCUGACCUAUGCAUGGAUUCUACUAAAACUUAUGAUGCUGAUGAUGAAGUUGGUUCUUCCAAAGAAGAAAGUAGAAAGUUUACUGAUUCCCGAAGCCUCAGCAUUGAUCCUACAGAAGAAAAUGUUUUGGAUGAUUCUAUAAGUGUAAAAAAUGGUGAUAGUAGUAAUGACUUUGUGACUUGCAACGAUACCAAUGAGGAUGAUUUUGGUGACUUUGGCACAGCCAGUGGCACGACUCCACCUUUUGUUACUGGUACACAAGAUUCAAUGAGUGAUGUCACUUUUGAAGAGUGUUCAGAGCACUUUCCACAUUUUAGUGAACCAGGUGAUGACUUUGGAGAAUUUGGGGAAUCAAAUGCUCUCUCUUGCCCAGAGGAAAUUAUAUUUACUGAGUCAGUUCUAAAACAGACUUCUGAUAGUUUAUCAGAGGGAUGCAAUUUGGCAAGAAAAUCUACUGGGACAGGCACUGAACCUGUUUCAGAACUGAAAAUUGGGCAAGAAGGUGAGUUUGGAGAUUUUGAUUCUGUGCCAAACAUUCAAGAUGACUGCAGUGAUUUUCAGGACUCUGAUGAUUUUGCGGACUUCAGUUCAGCUGGUCCUAGCCAGGUCGUAGACUGGAAUGCUUUUGAGGAUGGACAGAAAGAUAGCUGCUCUUGGGCUGCUUUUGGAGACCAGCAAGCUACUGAAUCUCAUCAUCGAAAGGAAGCCUGGCAGUCACAUAGGACAGAUGAGAAGAUUGAUACUCCAGGAACCCCCAAAACGCACAGUGUCCCUUUAGCAGCUUCCAAAGGAGCAGUUGCUGGUGGUCAUUUACGGGAAACAGCCACUUCAGCUCAGACAGCUUUACUAAACCGCCUGGAGCGAAUUUUCGAAGCAUGUUUUCCUUCCAUAUUUGUCCCUGAUACUGAAGAAGAAGUUACUUCCCUGAAGCACUUGCUGGAAACAAGCACCUUGCCAAUAAAAAGAAGAGAGGCCUUAGCUGAAAGUGGGGAACUGCUGGAUGUGUGGGCUGAGCUACAGGACAUCCAUGAUGCACAUGGCUUGAGAUAUCAGUGGGGCGGCUCCCAUAGCAACAAGAAGCUCUUGUGCUCCUUGGGAAUAGACACCCGAAACAUUCUCUUCACGGGCAAUAAGAAGCAACCUGUUAUAGUGCCCAUGUAUGCAGCAGGAUUGGGUAUGUUAGAGCCCACCAAGGAACCGUUGAAACCACUAUCUGCUGCAGAGAAAAUCGCUUCCAUCGGUCAGACAACCACUAUGUCACCAGAAAUGAACACAUGUACAUCUGACCAAUUCCAGGAGUCUCUACCACCCGUCCAGUUUGACUGGAGUAGCAGUGGCCUUACUAACCCUUUAGAUGCUAGUGGAGGUUCCACUCUUCUGAACCUUGAUUUCUUUGGGCCCGUGGAUGACAGUAGCUCUAGCAGCAGCACCACAAUCCCAGGUGUGGAUCCAGAGUUGUAUGAGUUAACAACUUCUAAGCUGGAAAUCUCCACCUCAAGCCUCAAAGUGACUGAUGCAUUUGCGAGACUCAUGUCCACAGUAGAGAAGACAAGCACAUCUACCAGGAAACCGAAAAGAGAAGAGCACCUGAGCGAAGAAGCCACCAAGGUGAUCGCCAGCCUUCCUGACCUGACGUUCAUGCAUGCCAAGGUGUUGAUGUUCCCAGCCACCUUGACACCUUCCACAGGCUCCCAAGAGAAGGCAGACUGAUGACUGACGUGAACUGGACGGUUUCACUUGCUUUUCCUUCCCUCCAGCCCUUCCCCACCAUCAAAAGCAUACCUGCUCUAAUUAAAAAAAAAAAAAAAAAAAAAAAAAUUAAAGUUCAGCUGAUUUGUUGGUAAGCCGCACUAGAAAGG
This is a messenger RNA of Balaenoptera musculus (blue whale), 3283 nucleotides long. It is a transcript of the gene AFTPH, whose product is annotated as aftiphilin. Bases 327 to 3134 code for a protein of 935 amino acids. Gene Ontology annotation, cellular component: AP-1 adaptor complex; trans-Golgi network membrane. Gene Ontology annotation, molecular function: clathrin binding. The record is from RefSeq and is a predicted model, not a curated record. Gene Ontology annotation, biological process: intracellular transport. The transcript is spliced from 11 exons. Lineage: Eukaryota; Metazoa; Chordata; Mammalia; Artiodactyla; Balaenopteridae.